AUGGAUACUCUUGACGACGAGGGUGAAGGUUAUCGCACAAAAGACGCCUCAUUGAGGGAAUCAGCAGCUGCGGCCGCAAGCGAGGGAUUGUACUGGCGGCCCUUCUACCUCCGACGUCGUGUCCUAACAGCCUUUCUCGUCACCUUCGCUCUUAUUGUAUGCGCCAUAGAGGUACUGCUUGCUGUAUCCAACCGUAAUGAUGGCUUCACUACAGCUGCAUCGGGCGAGUACUACCUCUGGACGUACGGUCCGACCGCAUUCCUGACCCUGAUCGCGGCUGCUUUCAGUCGAGUUGAGUACCAGAGCAAGAUCUCUGCGCCAUGGGAGCACAUGGCGAGACAAGCUAGCAAAGCUGCAGAUUGCCUCUUGCUAGACUACGUGUCCGAAUUUCAGCUCGUCACGAUAUACAAAGCACUCAGGAACAGAGAUUUCACGGUUGCAGCCACGACCAUUAUCUCUCUCAUGAUCAAAUUGAUGAUUGUCUUUUCCACUGGUCUUAUCACGCUGUCAUUGACACGGGUUCAUAGAGACUCGGUGGCAAUGAUACUGCAGGACCGUUUCACCAACGACAAUACUGCUCUAGCUGCUGCCGACACCUUGCCCUACUUCAUCCUGCAGGGAUUGAUUGGCAGCAAUCUGACGUACCCGAUGGGUAUUUCCAGAGAUUUCGCCUUUCAAUCCGUCCAGACAGGGCUCCCGAGCACGGCACAGAGCCAGGUCAGUGUCGAUGGGCUGACCAACUCCCUCGUGUGCGAGGCCAUCGACCUGAACAUGACUGGAUCCGCUCCUCCAGACCCCCAUUACUCGGAAAACACUAUGAAUCUCACCAUCACGGCCCGUGACUGCGAGAUGAAGCUGCGUUUGAUGGCACCCGACUUUACUGUUGACAACGAGAAUGGAACGACCUUGUUCAGUCGUUUCGCCCAGGGUCAGUGCAAUGGCACGUCCGAUGAAUCCGGGAGACGCGUGCUCGUCAUGUUCGGUAAUUUGGGGUACUAUACGGACACCUCACAGAACGUUACAGACUACACGGGCCAAUAUACUUUCAAUCCGAUCAGGGGGAUAUUGCACAAGUCCGCUCAGCUGCUUUGCACUCCGAGCUACACUAUCACGACAGUCAAUCUGAUCCAAAACGGCACGAACGUCCAGAACGUGACCCUCGCUCCUGAGGCUUCCAAUCACACGCUCGACACUGUUACUGCAUGGAAUAUUAUGGAUGCGCAUUUCGCCGCGUACAAUAACAUGAUUACAAAUAUCGGCGGGUACUGGACGGACACAACGAUCUAUGUCGAUGGACAAGAACAUACUCUUGUGGACGUAGAUCAGUACUCAUCACUUAUGUUACAACUCGAAGUCGCGUCGGAUAUGAAUUCCUCUACCCUUUUCAAUGAGACCAUUUUGCAACAAGUUGCAACAGCCUACUACCGACAAUUCGGCGCUAUCGUCGCCAAGCAAUUUUUGUUCGAAACUGCCCAUAUUCCUACUACUGGCAAGGCCAUAUUAAUGGAGAACCGGCUAGUCGUACGCCUGUGGUCCGGGCAAUCUAUGGCAGCUAUUGGGGGAGGGUGUUGCAUCUUGGCGUUGGUGUGCAUCCUCACGAUUGAAAAGCAAGGAGUUGUUCCUCGAGACCCGAGCACGCUAUAUGGAAUUGCGGCAAUUAUAUCGCACAGCUCUGGGGUUUUGAGCAAGCUUAGGGACUUGGGGGACGGGGAUGAAGAGACAUUCAAGACAAGUCUGGAAGCUUCAUCCUUCCGAUCCGAAGUUACCUGGGCACCUUCAUCUGGACUGAAAAUCUUCAGAAUCCGACAUGCCUCAACGAUUAAUACCACUAAUAGAAGCUACCAACGCAGAACAGUCCAUGCUCACCCCGUGGUUCUGAAUCCUGCAGUCCGUGUUAUUCUCGGUCUGAUCUUGGUUGCGUUGAUUGUCGCACUCGAACUGACUUUGCGAAAGUCGAACCGGGAUGACGGCUUGGGGGAUAUUGCCAACGACACAUAUAUUCAUUACUUGUGGACUUCUCUUCCCAGCGUCGUGUUCGGAGGUAUUGCAAUGCUUUUUUCCGCCAUUGACUUCAAGACAAGGUCGCUGAUCCCUUACCUCCUCCUUGACAAAGUCGUCAGAACCAAAACUUUUAUGUCGUUUCAUCUUCUGGAUGCGUCAGUACCCUACGCUAUCUGGAAAGAAAUUGGCCUGAGAAAUGUUGGUGCUGUUGCAACUACGACGACGUUGCUAGUUGCGUCUUUUUUCACAAUCUUCUCUGGGUCACUGUUCAGAGAAGCAACGUUCCCAACUAGCCGCACACUGACCUUGCGCGCCGACGAUUCUUUUCCGGUGGACACAUACGUUAGUGACGCAGCCUCGCUCGGGGACGUCGCGGCAUCUUUGAUCCUCGAAAGCAAUUUGACUUUUCCGAAUUUCACGUACGAAAAUCUCGUCUUCCCACAAUUUCUGCUCAACACAUCGUGGCUUCCUGAGCAAGAAGAAAUUACAGACUUUUCCGGCCUCGCUAUCAAGUCAAUUGUUCCCUCCUUGCGUGGCAGCCUCCAGUGUCAGGUAUACGACUCAUCCAGCAUUCAUACCAACCUGACACUAAACUACACUAGUAGCGAUACGAUCCACAACCCUCUAUGGAUCGACAUUGAUGGGGAGGACUGCGGAUCGGAUGCGGUAAAGUCCAACCCUGCGGAAUUCAAAGAUACACAGUACUGGUACGCACUCGGCUUCAGCGUGGAGACCAACAUGUCAUAUUUUGGCCAGGGAGGUGUGAGGGACGACGACAGCAACGGCUGUAGCGAUAUCUUGUUCGCCUGGGGCCAUCUGGACUUUGGGGAUGUCGAUGACCCGAUUCAGCAUAUCGCUGCCAUGGGCUGCAAUAACAGUUUCGAGACCGUGGAGGUUGAAACCACUUUUAUCGGCACCAACCUCGCUAUCGAUCCCGCACAGCCGCCCCGGCCGCUCGAGUACACGGCACAUAAUACGACCAGUUGGAACACAUUGACGCUCAUGUACAGCUAUCUAGCCGAAGUACACACAAACGAGCUCCUUAAUAGCUUCUUCUCUUUGCUGACCACCUCCCGGUGGGCAGUCCCUGUUUCCAUGUUCGACGGUGCUAAAGAUGAUGCGGACACCGAGGUGGCAGCAGCAAUUCAGUUCCAGCACAAUAUUAUCAUGGCCCAAGUCCUGAGCAACACACGCGUGCCUGCUAAUACAACCAAUGCAACUCUGGCGUACCCACCCCCAGCGGACCUCACCGACGGCAACGACGCUAUUCCGCUUUACACGGCCGUGGCCACGGACACUACAGGCCGUCGGCGGGUUGCGCAGGACACUGCGUCCACACGUAUUCUCGAAGUCCUGCUCGCUAUUACACUGGUGCUCCUGCUUGUUGGAUGGGCGGACGUGCGGCACACAAACGUCCUUGCAGCAAGUCCGACUACAAUCGCCAGUGUGGUGGCUCUGCUGGCCGGUGGGAACGUGGUGCAGCAGAUGCCGGCGGAUGCAGAAUGGUCUGCUCAUGAGAACAUCCAGAGAGUGCUCGGGCCGGAGACGAACUUCUGGCUGGGGUGGGGCAAUGCGCCGGAUGAUGAAGGGUUAGGAAUGAGCAAUGAGAAUCACAAUCGUGUGCGUCGAUUCGGUAUAUUUGCUGCCCGGAAUGCGGAGGAGAUCGAAAUGAAGCUACACAAGCCUGGUACCGACAGUGGUGCCUCUUCACUACUGCUUCGCGAGAACGUGGUGUAA
Molecule: messenger RNA, 3738 nt
Organism: Cryphonectria parasitica EP155
Lineage: Eukaryota; Fungi; Ascomycota; Sordariomycetes; Diaporthales; Cryphonectriaceae
Exons: 1
Coding region: 1-3738 (1245 amino acids)
Source: RefSeq, a predicted model, not a curated record